GCAACUGUUCAAACAGUUUGUUUCAGGGAUACGCCGAGGAACCUUUGUCCAUGGAGAGAAUACAGACUGAUUCAGCAAAACAAAGUAUUAUAUAUCUUACUCUUUUCUUUUUCACUUGCCAGAAUUCAUUUGACAAAGAAAUCAAAGACGCAUGGACUAAUUAAUCCAGAGAAUAAGAGACAUGUUUCUUUUAAUUAUACACAGUAUGUAACAACAACAACAACAACACACUUUCAAUGUGCUGCAUUUUGGAGCCCCAACAGAGUUUUUUCUCUGCUGCUGGAUUUGCAUAGAAUGAUGUCAAAGGGGCGUGUCAGUCAGGAUUACGAGCUGAGAAGAUUGAGUUAUCACUAUGGAGACAGCUUUUAAAGCUUUCUUUUUGCUGGUCCUGUGUGGAGGUAAUGCCUUGAAGUUUCUAAAAGCUCACUUUGUAAUGCCACGUCUUUUUUGUUUUGCUUGGGAUAUUAUUAUUUUUGCAUGAUUUCGUAAGUAUGAGGCACUUAUGAAGUGAACUUUAAAAUGGACUCUACUGGACACUGGAAAAAACAUACACUUUUAUUGUUUAAUUUUCUGGUGUUUAAUACUACUUCCUCACAUGAGCCUUCAUCUGGAGAUCCAGUGAAUGUGAGCGGCGAGAGGCAGCAAACGCUUGCCUCCUGGUAUUGCACAUCUGACGGCUUUCACUCCCAUAGCAGAUGGCAAACACAGAUGGCUCUCUCCAAAACUGUUUAUUCAUUUGAAGUGAAAGAAGACACAGUACCAGGGACAGUCGUGGGAAAGUUGGAAACCGUGUUGGAGAGUCUCACGCCUAUCACAUACUCAGUGCAGGAGGAUGACGGAGAGAAUCUGUUCCUCCUCAGCCCCUUCUCAGGGGAGUUCCUAUUAUCCCGCAGCCUGGAUUUCGAAGCGCAGAGAUUCUACAUUCUCACUGUGGUGGUGCAGCAGGGCGACUCACAGGGAUCCGGUGUCAGGGUGUACUUCAACGUGAUAGACGUGAACGACAACCCCCUGUUUUCAGUCACGAUACCUUUCCUGCGUCACUUCUAG
Molecule: messenger RNA, 1047 nt
Organism: Pseudoliparis swirei
Lineage: Eukaryota; Metazoa; Chordata; Actinopteri; Perciformes; Liparidae
Product: protocadherin Fat 4-like
Exons: 3
Coding region: 520-1047 (175 amino acids)
Biological process (GO): homophilic cell-cell adhesion
Cellular component (GO): membrane; catenin complex
Molecular function (GO): cadherin binding; calcium ion binding
Source: RefSeq, a predicted model, not a curated record